AUGCGCACGCCGUCGCUCUACAGCCAGGAUGAUCCCAUCUCCGCUGUCCUCAAACCAUCACCCAUGGAGACGGAGGCAGAGCCCGAGAGCGGGAAAUCGACGCUUCAAAAACAGUUCCAGCUCAUGUAUAAACCCACUUCGAUGGAUCAAGAACGCGCAUCUUGGACAGCGGUCAUCUACUUCAACGUCGUUCAUUUAUUAAAACACAUCCUAGCUACGCUUGAAGCUUGGGACGACACUCUUGACGAAGACGCCGAGGCGCAACCUACAUCGACGGACGAUUCACAGUCUAUCAUACCAAAGAAGGCUCGCGGGAACGGUAUCGCAGAUCAGCCGUCACCAUCUACUUCUCUCUUGACGGGCAGCAUCAUCCAAGGAUCACCAAGUUCCCUGAUGCCCUGCGCCGAGCUCGCGGACAGGCUCAGUGGCGGAAUCUCGGUGUCUGGUUCUGGUAAGGGCGGCGUCUUUGUGCAUAGUGGGUGGCAGGCCCGUACCAUCGAGAAUGCUCUCGGAAGGAUCAAACAAAAACGCCCUUCGGCCGAAAGCGAAAAGAAGACUGGUGAGAUUGAACCGCAGGACCCUUUGCAUCAUCCCACUGUCAAGGGGUUAAUCGCUAAACGGAAACGGAAACUUGAUGAAUGGUCCAAGUUUUUUCUUAAGAACAUCACGCGUGUCGCAUCGCCGGACUACGUCCCAAGCAUAGACGACAUCCUUCAUGCUCGUAUCCAGACUAUGGGAGUCGCUGAACACAUCUUUGAUGUGAAUAUCCACGGGAAAUCUGUGACCUGGCAUCUAUUUGACGUAGGUGGUGCUCGAGGACAGAGACACUCGUGGGUGCCAUACUUCGAUGAUGCGAACGCUAUCAUUUUUGUUGCUCCCUAUCUUGAAGAAGACCCUCGGACGAACAGGAUAGACAACUCUCUGCAAUUAUUCACGCAAAUAUGUUUGAACGCCCGGCUGAAGAACGUUCACUUGGUCUUCUUCCUGAAUAAGACGGAUCUGCGAAGCUCGACACCGGACUCAAGGUCCGGAAGUAGUUUUUAUCACUCACCCCUCAUCAGCAUCACGUCCUUCGGCGAUCGGUCCAACGAUUACGAGACCGUCGUUCAAUACUUCCGUGCUCACUUCCUGCAGGUUCAUAGACGAAACAACGAGAAUCGUCGGGUGCUGUAUACUCAUUUCACGAGUGUAGUGGACACAAAGGCGACGCAGCGUAUCAUUGGAAACGUUCGCUUCCGAGGUUACCUCCAGUCUGCAGCCCUCGUUUGA
This is a messenger RNA of Laccaria bicolor S238N-H82, 1269 nucleotides long. Its product is annotated as guanine nucleotide-binding protein G, alpha subunit. The coding region runs from base 1 to 1269 and encodes 422 amino acids. Gene Ontology annotation, biological process: adenylate cyclase-modulating G protein-coupled receptor signaling pathway. Lineage: Eukaryota; Fungi; Basidiomycota; Agaricomycetes; Agaricales; Hydnangiaceae. Gene Ontology annotation, cellular component: heterotrimeric G-protein complex. The transcript has 11 exons. The record is from RefSeq and is a predicted model, not a curated record. Gene Ontology annotation, molecular function: GTPase activity; G protein-coupled receptor binding; G-protein beta/gamma-subunit complex binding.